Messenger RNA from Anguilla anguilla (European eel), 558 nucleotides. It is a transcript of the gene rpl34, whose product is annotated as ribosomal protein L34. Bases 65 to 418 code for a protein of 117 amino acids. NCBI's taxonomy places the organism in Eukaryota, Metazoa, Chordata, Actinopteri, Anguilliformes, Anguillidae. The record is from RefSeq and is a predicted model, not a curated record. Gene Ontology annotation, cellular component: ribosome. Gene Ontology annotation, biological process: translation. Gene Ontology annotation, molecular function: structural constituent of ribosome. The transcript is spliced from 5 exons.
AGAUUGAACUUCCGGCCCCCGCUACAGUCUUCCUCUUCCGGUUAAAGAACCAUCAGGUAUAAACAUGGUUCAGCGCCUGACUUACCGUCGUAGGUUGUCCUACAACACCGCCUCAAACAAAACCAGACUCUCCCGAACCCCUGGUAACCGGAUUGUCUACCUCUACACUAAGAAGGUUGGCAAAGCGCCCAAGUCUGCAUGUGGCAUCUGCCCAGGAAGGCUGCGUGGUGUCCGUGCUGUCAGACCCCAGGUCCUGAUGAGGCUCUCAAAGACCAAGAAGCACGUCAGCAGAGCCUAUGGCGGCUCUAUGUGCGCCAAGUGUGUGCGUGACAGAAUCAAGCGGGCUUUCCUUAUUGAGGAGCAGAAGAUUGUUGUCAAGGUGCUGAAGGCCCAGGCUCAGAGUCAGAAAUCGAAGUAAACUCCUUUAUUUUGCGUGCCACAAUAAAACAUUGGGACAUUGUGCUUGAAAGUGAUUGACAGUUCUCUAUAUGGAAUUCUGUAAUGUCUGCAUAAAUGGUCUUGCCACCAUUUUGUAAAAAUAAAACCCAGUUGACCAGA